AUUGAUCGUCAAUUCGUGAGAUUUUAAUCGACGAUUAAACUCAUUUAUAUAAUGGCUCGUUGUAAGCAAGUAUCUCGUUCUAACCGAUCAAUUGAACAACCUAUUGACGAACAAACUCAAAAUCAACCGGAAGAACAAACUCAAAAUCAACCACAAAAUCAACCGGAAGUAGAGAUUGAACAAGAACCAACUCCUUCAAUGAGAAUAAGAAGGACUAAUGCAGCUAAUAGGAUGAAGAGGAUGGAGGUAACACCUUCUACUUCAAGAACUCCCGAUCCUCGAGGAGGUGGUAAGAAAAGAUUGGGAGCGAGACGUAGAGGAGGCAUUUUAGAAGAAGAAGCUGAACAAGUUAGAGUUGGAAGACAAGAAGAAGUUGAUGAUAAUGAAGAAGAACGUCAAGAAGUUCAUCAAGAAGAAACACAACCCCAGGCAAAUCCUAAGAAAGACAGGAAAGGUAAGAAGGUGGCAGAACCCCACAAAGAAAAGGAUGAUGAUGAUCGACGGGUCACUGGUUUGCACAUUCCUGACGAAGAUGACAUAAUUAGACCUCGAUCAGAUGGUUUGCCUCAUGGCCUUCCGGAAGACGGAGGAAAUGUUUUGAUUGGUUAUGCCGAAUCUUGGGCGAAGAGAAUAUAAGAGACUCCUGAUCACAACCGUGCAGUCCGAGUAUUAAGACACCAGAGGGCAGCGGAAUGGAAUCUUCAAGAAGAGGUUCCUGAGGUGAUUGCUUACGUCCAAGCCAGUGCUUUAUGGCCUGCCAUAAAGCAUGGACACAAGGAAUAUGAUAGUCUGUCGGCCUCUGCCUUUACCGAGAGAUUCUGUCCAGAAACCUACACAUUUCAGUUACCUUUUGGAGAGAUGACAAUCACUCCUGAUGAGGCUAGUAAGAUUACAUGCCUUAAAGCAAGGGGUAGAAGUGUGAAGGCUGAUUUUAUGACAUGAGAUGGGAUGAGCUCUAUAAUUUGUACUGGGAAUUUCUUGGUUGGGAUGCAUACAAAACUGAGUUGGAGUUUUGUCGAUCCGUUAGAGAUGUCGAUCCCGUUUUCAUAGACGGUGGAAGAAACAAGAAGAACAAGAAGAUCAAGUUGACUAACUUGAAAAAGGAAUUUGAGAACACAAAGGGGAGAGUACGGGAAGGUUCCUUGGUAAUGGAUCCCAUCAAAGUGAGGCAAACUGGAACUGCCUACUUGCUCUACACUCUUGGUAGAGACAUCUUUCCCGACCUUACGGGAAACAAGGUAAAUGCGAACUAUCUCCAAUUGGUCAAAAAUCUUGAAACUUGUAACAAGUAUGCUUGAGGAACUGCUACGCUCGCUUACCUGCUGGACCAACUUUCCACCGCGUCUAAGUCGACAAGUACAAACAUCGGAGGAAAUUUCACUUUGCUCCAGGUGUGGAUAUAUGACCAUUUCCCAAUUUUGAACUUGGCCAAAGUAUUUGAGAAGGAUGUCCAUUAUGUUGAUACAAUGCCAACUGCAGCACGGUACUUGUACGAGGACUCGAAGAAAAGGAACAAAAAACAUCUAAUGGCAAGUUUAAGAGAGACGUUAGACAAAUUGGGUGUUGAUGAUGUCGUUUUUCAACCAUACGAGAAGGAAGAUGAAGAAGAUGAAGUUGUUCAAGAUGAGGAUAUGCCGGUAGAUACGUAUCAUGGGCCAUUGUUUUAUCCCGGUGGUUGUGUUAUAUACGAUCCUCGACGAGUACUCCGUCAAUAGGAUGCGUCCAAAAGGUUCCUUUGUUUGAUGAGAAAUUCAGGUUGUUACCAAAGAGUGGUACUGGAACUAAAAGCACUACUUCAUCUUGGGAACCACAAUAUGAUCCUCCUCCCACCCUUGAGUUUUGGAAUCACUUAUCCCAUCACAGAUUAGAUAUGUCCAAGUUGGCACCUAUAAUUGAUGAUCCAUGUGAAGAGGAUCCGGGCUAUAUGGAUUGGUAUAAGCAAAAUUCUCAUCCCUUCAUUAUCAAUAAGGAGAGUCAGAAGAUAGCUCAUAAGGGGAAGGGCAAGGCAAUCAAUAUCACCAACAAGUCUACUUCCGAAGAUGUAGUCAGCGCUUUCAAGAUAAUGGUUGCCGCGGGUAGGGAUAUGUUGAGAAAAAUGAAGGCCAAACUUAGUUGCAAAACACCAUUGACCGUGGAAGAACAUCAAAACAUCUAUAACAAGUGGGAUGCAAUCAUCAACAAAGGACAAGGACCCGAGAAACCCGCAACAAGGCCUACCAUUAAGAGGUCUCGACAAGUUGGUGAAGGUACAAGUGGAGAUGGUGCUUCCGGCCAACCCGGUAAUAAUGCGUCGGAAUAUGAAGACCAAGGUGGAAGAAGAGGUGGUCGUGGAACUACGAAGAGGGGUCGUGGUUAAGUGCCCUUUUAUGUUUCCAAGUUUCUAACUUUUAUGUAUACUUUUAUGGUGUCUCAAACACCUUGCCUUUUAGGUGGUGAACUUUGUUUUUAAUGGUGUUGGGAUUGUGUUAUGGACCACUUGAAUUUCAUGUUUUAAUCAAU
This is a messenger RNA of Papaver somniferum (opium poppy), 2499 nucleotides long. Its product is annotated as ABC transporter F family member 4-like. NCBI's taxonomy places the organism in Eukaryota, Viridiplantae, Streptophyta, Magnoliopsida, Ranunculales, Papaveraceae. The record is from RefSeq and is a predicted model, not a curated record. Bases 52 to 636 code for a protein of 194 amino acids. The transcript is spliced from 4 exons.